AUGGAGGACGUCGCAGCACCUCCCACCACGGCUCGCCAGCCGAAAAAAAGAUUUGUCGGACGCCGCACCGCAGACGCCCAGACCCAAAAUGAGCCUUCAUCAAACAGCGACACAACUGUCCAAAAAGCAACCACCAGAAGACCCCCGCGGACACUCAACCACAUCCCAGCCGAAAUCUCCUCCAACCCCGACAUCCUUGCAGCGAUAUCCCUCCUCCCAAAGAACUACUCAUUCGAAAUUCCCAAAACCAUCCACCGCAUCCGUAGCUCAGAAGCCAAACGCGUAGCCCUGCAAUUCCCAGAGGGUCUGCUCAUCUUCGCCACCACGAUUUCCGACAUCCUCACCGAAUUCUGCCCUGGCAUCGAGACGCUCAUCAUGGGCGACGUGACAUACGGCGCCUGCUGCGUUGACGACUACACGGCGCGCGCGCUGGGCUGCGAUCUUCUCGUGCACUACGCGCACAGCUGCCUGAUCCCCGUCGACGUCACCAGCAUAAAAACCCUCUAUAUCUUUGUCGACAUCACUAUCGACACCACACACCUCCUCGCCACGCUCGACCGCAACUUCCAACCGGGCAAAACCAUCGCGACAGUCGGCACAAUUCAGUUCAAUGCGACGCUGCAUGGCCUCAAACCGGUGCUCGAGCGUGCCGGCUUCAAUGUCCUCAUCCCCCAGAUCAUGCCGCUCUCAAAGGGGGAGAUCCUAGGCUGCACAUCCCCGAAACUGGACGAGAAGAAUGUCGAUAUAUUACUCUAUCUCGGCGACGGGCGAUUCCACCUUGAGUCGGCCAUGAUCCACAACCCUUCCAUCCCCGCCUACCGGUACGAUCCCUACUCCCGGGUCCUGUCCCGCGAGACGUAUGAGCACGAGGAAAUGCACACUCUGCGGCGCACAGCCAUCAACUCAGCAAAAUCAGCGCGCAAAUGGGGGAUAAUCCUAGGCGCACUGGGACGACAGGGCAACCCGCAUACAAUGGCGCUAAUCGAGCAGCAACUCCAAGCCCAAAACAUCCCCUUUGUGAACUUACUCCUCAGCGAGAUAUUUCCGGGCAAACUGGCAGCUAUGCCCGAUGUCGAGUGUUGGGUGCAGGUGGCCUGUCCGAGGUUGAGUAUUGAUUGGGGGUAUGCGUUCCCGCGCCCGUUGUUGACGCCGUAUGAGGCGCUGGUUGCAUUGGGGGGAAGGGAAGGGUGGGAGGAUGGCGUUUAUCCUAUGGAUUAUUAUGCCAAAGACGGUUUGGGACGGACAAGGCCGGGGCAGAGUGCGGUGCGGGCGUAG
This is a messenger RNA of Talaromyces proteolyticus, 1275 nucleotides long. Its product is annotated as putative diphthamide synthesis protein-domain-containing protein. The coding region runs from base 1 to 1275 and encodes 424 amino acids. NCBI's taxonomy places the organism in Eukaryota, Fungi, Ascomycota, Eurotiomycetes, Eurotiales, Trichocomaceae. Gene Ontology annotation, molecular function: 2-(3-amino-3-carboxypropyl)histidine synthase activity. The transcript has 2 exons. The record is from RefSeq and is a predicted model, not a curated record. Gene Ontology annotation, biological process: protein histidyl modification to diphthamide.